CAGACUAAACGCCCCAUACAAGCUCUCUUCAGCUUGGACACUCUACUCCUCCACUUCUCUUCUGUCCAACAUGGAGUUCCUACCAUUCACAUCCAUCCAGCCACCCUCCAACCAUUACGGAGGGCAGAGGGAGCAGAUGCUGAACCUUAACCAACGCUUGGAAACCUACCUGAACCGCGUGAAACUUCUGGAUGAGGAAAACGCCAAACUGACCAAGGAGAUCCAAACUUUGAGACGGAACCAUCGUGGCAACCAUGAACAGCAGAAGUUCUUGGAUGAAGAACUACGGUGUGCGAGGCGGGAAGUCGACACAAUGUGGAAAGAAAGAGUUUACGCGGAAGUAGAUGUCGCUAGGCUGACUGAAGAGCUGCAAACUUUGGAUCUUCAACUACAAAGGGAGACCCAAGCUCACAUAGAGGCCAACGCAAAAGUGAACCAGAGCAGAAGAGAACUCGAGGAGGAGCACAGAGCCCAGAUAUGGUUGACGGAGAAGGUUAACCAGCUAGAACACGAAAUGAAAUCGCUAAUUCAAACGCACCAAGAAGAGGUCGCUAACAUGGAGGCUAUGCUAAUGCAAACCAAGGUGAUGCCGACUAUGAGGCCCGCCGUCCAACAGGGGCCAACUUUGCUCGAGUUGGGGGAAGAGUACAACCAGAGGGCCGCCAGAGCGUGGCAGGAGGCGGCGGAGGCGUACCAGGGUCAGCUAACACGCCUGGAGGGGUCUGUGAAUGAGACGAGACAGAGCCUCAUCCAAGUCAAUAAGGAGAAGAGCGAGAGUGUCUUAAAGUUACAGAAUCUGGAUAGGGAGCUGCUGGGCCUGCAGGAUCUCAGGGAGCACCUGGAGGGCACGGUCAAUCAGCAGAAGGAGAGCCACUGCCGGGACAUACAAAUGCUGCAGGAGCACUUAGAGGCCCUGGAGAGAGAGAGGCACACCCUGGCCCAGAAGAUGGACCAACUUCUGCAGGAGAACAGAGGCCUGGUGCAGAUGAAGAUGUCUCUCAGUCUGGAGGUGGCCACGUACAGAGCGUUGCUGGACAAUGAGAGCCUCAAGAGAGACACCUCUUUGCAAAAGCAGCCUAGAAACAUUUACAGCAAAGAUGUAGUUUUCAGUCCAUGGGGAGACAAUUACCAGCUCUCUCCAAGCCCCAAGACCACUUCCUCACCAUCGCCUCGUAGUAUGACAGGAAAGACAAAACCACCAGUGAUAACAACCACACCAAUCCGCUACCAACAAUAUGUGCCAAGAAGGGAAAAAAUGGAAAUUUCAAAAGAGAAGGUUGAAAACAAUGAAGUUUUCCAGCAGCCUUAUCCCAAAGUGCUCAAGGAUGGAGCUAUAGAGAACUUCCGCCCACAAGAGGUGAAUGAAAAGGUGACAUACGCCGAGCCACUUUCUCCACCAGAUGAACAAGAAAAAACAUUAGGUUUGGAGAGGAAGGAAGACCACUGCAAUGACACUAUUGAUCAGCCAUUUGAGGAAAAACUGGAGUCAAGCCUUAAAUAUGAGGCCAGAGUGGAUGAAGCUAAUCUACUUGUCGAGCCAGCACUGACUGAGGAAUUAUAUAGUUUCUCCAUGAAAUCUGAGCCUAUUGAAAAGAAAAUUGAAAAUGAAGAAUUUGAAAAGCCACAAGCACCAAUAGAUGCGUGGAUUGAGGAGGAAAUGGUUAGCAAAAGGGAACAACUUUGUGUAGAGUCAAGUCUUGAUCAUCAUCUUGAAUCAUCUUCUAACCUCGAGGAACCCAUCAGCAAAGCUAGCCCAGAAUUGGUGAAAGAAACUUUCACAGAGCAAUUACGCAGCGUCACUAUGAAAUCUCAACAAGAGAUACCAUUUGUAAAAGAAGAAGUGGAAAAGCCGCAAGAACCAAUUGAUGCAUGGGUUGCAAAGGAGUUUAAUGAGGUGAUGAAGGCUGUACAAGAACAAGUGGAGUCUUCCGAUUCAGAAACACAAGCAUUUGUUGAACCAAAUUUUGACACCAAGUCCAGCAGUCCAGCCUCUGAAUGUGAGCCUGAAGAAUUUCUCCAAAACCAACUGGGUGAGAUUGUCCAAGAAGAUUUCACCUUUGACAGUGUUGGUGCAUCAAUGGAUGGGAUUAGUCCACCCAAAGACAAGUUAUACCCUGAUGGAGAGGAGAUGGACACAUGGGAUAGUGUCAUGGAACGAAAUCAAGGUCUGAAGGCUGACGAUUUGGAGCAACCUCAAGAAGUUUUAAAGCAACAUGCUGAACCAGAGGAGGACAUUUCGGCAAGAGAGGUACAGCAGCAAAUGCAAGAAGUGAUCUCAGUUGAAGAGAUGCAAGCCAAAUUUAAACCACAAAUUGGCACUGAAGGACAAGAGGACUCAAUAAAAGAAGACCUUCCAGACAAAAGCGAAGAUGAAGAACAAGAAGAUUCUCAAAAUGUCUCUGUGUCAUGGCAGACCGAACUUGAGGGAGACAGCUAUGCCCAGGAUAACACUCUUGCCGACACCAGACCUCUGAUCAGAUACAAGAGUGAUGAAACAGACGCCAACACACAAGCAUCACAUGCUGAUGAUGUUGAUGAUUCCAGUGAUGGAGAGCAAGAUAAAAAAGUUGGAGAGAUGGGAAGUGGUGCAUGGAUUGAGGACCAGACCAGACGGUUCGGAACUAUGGAGGAUCUGUGUGAAGAGGCAGAAGGGGAAGUUUUGGAUGAGGAAUAUGAUCUAGAAUACCUUAGACAAGAUGGGAAGGAAGACAAAGAUGAAAUAGAUACACAGAAAGAUGAAGAUAAGACACAAGAGGAAGCCCUAAAAAUGGUGGUUGAUGAAAAGUUAGAUACUGACAAGUGGGUGGAACAGGAGUUAGAAAAUUUGACGACAGAAUAUUAUGCCACACAUUUUGAGCACCAGCAUGCUAGUGCAAAAUUCACAUUGCAAGAUGAGAUUGUAGCUGAUCAACCAAUAGCUUGGGGUAAAGCUUUAGAAGGCAUGCCAGAAACCACUGACCAGGAGGAAGCUCUAGUUGACCAAAACAUUGAUGAGCACUUUAAAGAACCACAACAGCAAAAAGACAAAGUAGUCAAAGAAGUUCAAGAAUUGGUUGAGGUUGAGGAGGAAGUUAAGCAUGAUGUAUCAAUGGUGACACAUUGUGACACUACAGAGGACAUUAGUGAAGUUAGGAAAGAAUUUGUAUUGUCUUCCACAAGUCAAGAGUUGUCUUUUGAACAGAAAGAGCCUGAAAAGCUGGGAGAACAAGCAGAAGAGAAGCAGUCCAUUGUUCAAGAUAUGGUAACUGAACAUGUGGAUCAAUUCAUCACCGAAAAUGAAAAUGAGUCCAAAAAACUUCUACCAACCUCUACUGUACAAGAAGUGACUUCAGAUAAUGUUGCUGAACCACAACAGCAAAAAAACAAUGCAAUCAAAGAAGUUCAGGAAUUGCUUGUGGCUGAGGAGGAAGUUAAGCACGAUGUAUCCAAGGUGACACAUUGUGACACUACAGAGGACAUUAGUGAAGUUAGGAAAGAAUUUGUAUUGUCUUCCACAAGUCAAGAGUUGUCUUUUGACAAUUUGUCCUUUGAACAGAAAGAGCCUGAAAACCUAGGAGAACAAGCAGAAGAGACACAGUCCAUUCUUCAAGAUACACUAACUGAAUAUGUGGAUCAGUUCAUCACCGAAAAUGAAAAUGAGUCCAAAAAACUUCUACCAACCUCUACUGUCCAAGAAGUGACUUCCGAUAAUGUUCCUGAACCACAACAGCAAAAAGACGAUGCAGUCAAAGAAGUUCAGGAAUUGCUUGAAGUUGAGGAGGAAGUUAAGCACGAUGUAUCCAAGGUGACACAUUGUGACACUACAGAGGACAUUAGUGAAGUUAGGAAAGAAUUUGUAUUGUCUUCCACAAGUCAAGAGUUGUCUUUUGACAAUUUCUCCUUUGAACAGAAAGAGCCUGAAGAGCUGGGAGAACAAGCAGAAGAGAAGCAGUCGAUUGUUCAAGAUACACUAAGUGAACAUGUGGAUGAAUUUAUUAAUGAAAAUGAAAAUGAGUCCAACAAACUGCUGCUAUCCUCUACUGUCUUAGAAGUGACUCCCAAUAAUGUUGUUGAACGACAACAGCAAAAAGACGAUGCAAUCAAAGAGGUUCAGGAAUCAGUUGAAGUUGAGGAGGAAGUUAAGCACGAUGUAUCCAAGGUGACACAUUGUGACACUACAGAGGACAUUAGUGAAGUCAGGAAAGAAAUUGUAUUGUCUUCCACUAGUCAAGAGUUGUCUUUUGACAAUUUGUCCUUUGAACAGAAAGAGCCUGAAGAGCUGGGAGAACAAGCAGAAGAGACGCAGUCCAUUCUUCAAGAUACACUAACUGAACAUGUGAAUCAAUUCAUCACCAUAAAUGAAAAUGAGUCCAACAAACUUCUGCUAUCCUCUACUGUCCUAGAAGUGACUCCCGAUAAUGUUGUUGAACGACAACAGCAAAAAGACGAUGCAAUCAAAGAGGUUCAGGAAUCAGUUGAAGUUGAGGAGGAAGAUAAGCAUGAUGUAUCCAUGGUGACACAUUGUGACACUACAGAGGACAUUAGUGAAGUCAGGAAAGAAAUUGUAUUGUCUUCCACUAGUCAAGAGUUGUCUUUUGACAAUUUGUCCUUUGAACAGAAAGAGCCUGAAGAGCUGGGAGAACAAGCAGAAGAGACGCAGUCCAUUCUUCAAGAUACACUAACUGAACAUGUGAAUCAAUUCAUCACCAUAAAUGAAAAUGAGUCCAACAAACUUCUGCUAUCCUCUACUGUCCUAGAAGUGACUCCCGAUAAUGUUGUUGAACAACAACAGCAAAAAGACGAUGCAGUCAAAGAAGUUCAGGAAUUUGUUGAAGUUGAGGAGGAAGAUAAGCAUGAUGUAUCCAUGGUGACGCAUUGUGACACUACAGAGGACAUUAGUGAAGUCAGGAAAGAAUUUGUAUUGUCUUCCACAAGUCAAGAGUUGUCUUUUGACAAUUUGUCCUUUGAACAGAAAGAGUCUGAAAACCUAGGAGAACAAGCAGAAGAGAAGCAGUCGAUUGUUCAAGAUACGCUAACUGAACAUAUGGAUCAAUUUAUCAAUGAAAAUGAUUUCAACAAACUUCUGCUAUCCUCUGCCAUUCAAGAAGUGACUCCCGAUAAUGUGGAAAUGAGGGAUAUCACACCUGAAGAAAGCUUUGUGCCUGAAGAAAUAGAUACAGAAUUCUCUAAAGCUCUAGCAACAACUGAAUGGGAAGUUCUUGAAAAUCCUACAGAAAAUGUUCACCAAGAUGACAAAGUUGAGCAUGAUUCCUUGUCACCCACGGAUGAGCCCCUAAACAUAUCCCCUGAAAGUGUUCAUGAAGCCACUAAUCUCUUUAUUGUAAAGGACUCAAAGGAGCUGCUGAAAACUAAUGGCAAAACUAGCCUGGAUGACAUGUUUAGCAUCAAUGCCAAUAAUGACUUCUGGGUAUCCCCAUUAGAAACAGGUGCCACAUAUCAACCUGAUAAUGUAGAUAAUAAGCAUGCGGAAUGGAAGCUAGGUUUUGGAGAUGCAGACGGUAGGGAGACAGAGGAAUUAGUUGAAAAAUCGGAUAUUGUUUAUGAGCAAAAAGAAGUUUCACAAAUUUUCACCAAAAGUGUUGUCAAGGGAGAAAUAGUCCAUUCUGAGGAGUCUGAAGAUGAUAGUGAAGCAAUGUCUUCUGAUGAGGAAUAAGAUAUAAGAACAUAUAGUUUUAUUGUAGUUAAUAAUUUCAAAGGAUAUCAGUGGAACCAAAACCGUGCCUUGGGGUGCACCAUCAUCCACCACCGUGCCAAUACUGUUUGCUAUGACAAGUACUUACAUCUUCCCUAUUAUUGAUGGAUUUUUACUGACCACUUGCUUUAGUCCUGGUGCAUUCUAUAGAAAGGUUUAUCUGCAUGAAAGAACAAAGAGUGUAAUUUGAAAGUUGAAGCAUUUAUUGAUUUGUGGCUAAUCCAAUUCAAUGACUGAUGGAAAAAAAAACAAUUAGAGCAGAAGGGUAGAGUUGCUAUUUUACACAGUAUGAGCUUAUAUUUGCGAAUAAGUAAUUUGACCGAUUUGGGGCCAGUAAGAAGCAUGACGGCACUGAAUGUAUCUAUAGAGGUAGAGUCCAGGUUUUAGAAAAAUAUAUUAAGAUGUGUUUUCUCCAAUUGCAUUUGAAAUAUUUACCCUGUUAUGGUACUUUUUCUGUCCUUAAUAAAAUAUAUAUUAUA
This is a messenger RNA of Periophthalmus magnuspinnatus, 6171 nucleotides long. RefSeq names its product nestin (gene nes). NCBI's taxonomy places the organism in Eukaryota, Metazoa, Chordata, Actinopteri, Gobiiformes, Gobiidae. The transcript is spliced from 4 exons. Gene Ontology annotation, cellular component: intermediate filament. Gene Ontology annotation, molecular function: intermediate filament binding; CCR5 chemokine receptor binding. The record is from RefSeq and is a predicted model, not a curated record. Gene Ontology annotation, biological process: positive regulation of intermediate filament depolymerization. The coding region runs from base 71 to 5653 and encodes 1860 amino acids.